This is a messenger RNA of Entamoeba invadens IP1, 1872 nucleotides long. RefSeq lists its product as hypothetical. The coding region runs from base 1 to 1872 and encodes 623 amino acids. The transcript has a single exon. Gene Ontology annotation, biological process: small GTPase-mediated signal transduction. Lineage: Eukaryota; Evosea; Mastigamoebida; Endamoebidae. Gene Ontology annotation, molecular function: guanyl-nucleotide exchange factor activity. The record is from RefSeq and is a predicted model, not a curated record.
AUGUCACAAUCAACAAUAAAAAUCUGUCCGAGUUGUCCCCUCUCACCUAUACAAUGUUCCUCUUCAAGUAUCAUUUCACUUGAAGGGAUUAUUAUUCCAGAAAACAUUACAGCAGAAUUUAUUCACUUGCAAGCAUUCAAUCCAUCACCAAGAAUACUUUCUCGAAGAUCGAUAAUACCUCUCAUUAACGCAUUACAACUGACCGAGUCACAAGAAGAAAAUUUUGAGUAUUUUCCUGUUCGUGAUUAUGACUCACAGUACAAAUCGGUAAAAGAUAAAUUUGAACCAAAUUUAUCACCACUAAGAACAUUAGGAAAGUCACAAAGUCGGACUUCUAAAAGAUGUUCGCGACAAUUGGAACGAACCUUUUCAUUGACUAAUAUGAUACCUUCCUAUGAUUAUACAAUUCCCAUAUGUACUGAAUUACUCAAUGAUAUACCUCCCUUCACUUUUGAGGAGUUUGUAAGCUCUUUGGGUAAUAUGAAACAACUGAAAGAGAAUUAUGGAUUUCUUAAAACUAAUAAUUUUGUAUGUGAGGUGCACAGACAUUUAGAAGCGAGUCAGAAGGUGGCACUCAGUAUAAUGUUACUUAAAAUGACAUCAUCUUCCGUAUUUAGAACGUUUCAGUUGGUCGAUAUUAAUAAGGAGAAAUACACUGAUAAAGAUAUUAAGAAUCUACAACACCACAUCUUGGAGUUGCCAAACCCAACAAAACAGUUGAUGAGACGAUUCACUGAAAUAACAAAACAUGUGAAGGAGAUGGCUUACGUGUUCUCUGGCUUUGUAGUCUCUGACGAUAGUAAAGAGGGAUUUGUUAAUAAACUAGGCUAUGGGAUACUCAAGACAGCACUGAGAUAUGAGUCCUUUGUACUCAAAGGAAUAGACGAAACGGGAAUCUACGACUUCAAAGAGAGUAGAAUGAAAGUUGCGUUGUGUUUAAGCGUGGAGACAUUGUCGACUCUGUUGUUUAGUAAAGACUCCGUCUCACUUGGGUAUGUCAGAUUCUAUAUGACAACACUCCCAUAUUUCACAACACAGAAAACAGUGUUGCAAUUCAUUAAAGACAACGUUCAGUUGACAACUACGGACUGCGCCAAUGUCUAUUUCUCUGUUUGUAAAUCAUUUUUAGAGUAUUGGGGUGACAUGUUCACUGAAAGUCAAGUUGAAUUCAUGGGGAAGGUCUCUCUCAACUACUUCACUGAAAAGGCCAAAGGUGUCACGGACGUAAAAGGUGGGAAAAUACCACAAAACACAUGUGAGGAGAUCACAGGAAUGAUGUUCAAAGAACUUCGAAGGAUGAAAGUGCAAGACCUUGUUCUUCGUGAAAAGAACAUUCUCACCAGCCAGGAAGUCACUCACAAGCAAAAUUGUUUUGAAGACGUUUCGAUGAAAUUCAACAAGUGGUGUUUGAACGAGUUGAUUACCACAAAAGACUACAAGAAGAUGUUAAUUCUUGGCGCCAAGUUCUUAGAACUAAAGAAUUACGACGCGACAUUCAGUGUGUACUGUGGACUAAAAAGUUCACAAUGGAAAGGCGACAAAGCAGAGAACUACACAAAGAAGCUUCAAAAAGACAAGAACUUUCGUAAUAUGGAAAUGGUGUUCAAUGGACCAAUUGUUUCACAGCAAUAUGACACACUCAUAUUAAAAGAAAAGGCGCCAUUCAUUCCAGUCUUCGUGUUGGAAAAUAGAAAAUUGCUUCUUGCAGAAGAAAUUCCAACGUAUGUCGAUGCCACUAAAACGUCCAUUCGAAUAGAAGACAAACUGAGAAAAUGCUAUUCGGCGGUUAAUACUUUUAUUAGAGGAAGGUGUUUGUCAUAUCCAUUUGUUGUGAAGGAUGUAGACACUCUGAUCCAGAAAUAUGAAAAAUAG